AUGGAACCACCACCAAUAUUCAAGCUGCCCUCGAAGGGCGGGCAACCACCUCAGCAUCUUUCUCCGGAACGCGUCGACACGCGCACGACACCAACAACGACAACACCGAGCAAGACGCCGGUGACCACCGCCCCCGAGACGUUUUCGCCCACACUAUCAGGAGAACCUACUUCCACACAGUCGUCACCAACCAGAAGAGCCAAUCUAUUCGCUGAUUACCAUCCAACCACGCCCAAAGCCAACCAAUCUACCGGCUUCGCGCUGCCGCAUUCGCCUAGCUUACCAGAGAUCAACGCCUUACGCAGCCAUGUGCGGACUAACAGCGACGUGCAAGGCCUUGUCAAGCGAUUCGAGCAUCUGGACGUCCGGGACCGGGACGCGGAGAGCGUGGAGCGGAGACGGAAGCAAGACGCCGAGCUGCGGCGGGCGCAGAUAGCGAGGGAGGAGGCGGAGACUGAUGUCAGGCGGCUCAGAGAGGAACUCAGGCGGUCGGGUAGGGAGAGCGAUGAAGGUCGGGAGAGGGAGCGGAAGGUCGGGAAGAGGUUGGAGGUGGUCAUGGAAGAGUUCGCUUCCGCCAAGCAACAGCACGCAUCACAAAUGGCCGUUUAUGAGAAGGAGAUCCGCAAGGCGCGGAAGGAGGCGUAUAAAUCUUCUUCUGCCGUCAUUAAGCUGCAAGAGGAGCUGAAAUCAACUCGCAACACGCUCCGGAUCACGCAGUCGGGUUUCGAAAUGGAGAAGCAGAGAGUGCAGCGAACAGAGCAAGAAACAUUCAACGCACAUUACCAGCUUGCAGCGGUGCAAGAGGAGCUCGAAAAGCUGCAAGCACACCUUCGCAUAGUGCAAGAAGAGAAGGACGCUCUAAAGCUAACCUUGGAAGAAGAAGAAGUGGCAAAGGUUGCUGCAAAUGGCAUGAUAGCCUUGCCACUGGCGCAGGAAGAUGACCAACCAUUUAGCUCGCCACAAAAGCGGUCGCCGCUUUCUGACGACAAGGAGAACCAACCGGUGACAACCAAGAAGAUGAGAAGUAAAGAUCAGAGUGAUGAGCUUGCGCUUGAGCGGAGACGAAGAAAGCACGCCGAGGAGAUGGUCGAGUUCCUGAGUAUGGAAUGCAUGUUUCGAUGCUGUAGCUGUCAGAGUUUGUCUAGAAAGCUUGGGCAUGACAGCUUCGAGCUUUCGGUUGCAAGCGAACUGUCGGAAAAGCUGGAGGACAUCAUGUUGUCUAUGCAGGCGGUACUCAACCCAUCAGGCCAAGCUGUCGAAACCGAAGUUGACAUGCAAGAAGUAGCUCAUCAUGAGCACAUCGAGGAGUGUGAAACACCAGAGCUCGCGAAGACAACGCUCGAAGUGCAAGACGUUGGAAGCACGAAGUCUGUAACAGCAGAGGAGGUUGACCGCAGUAUGACCUUGACCGCCGAAACGCCAGAGAAGCCAGCACCUAGGAUAGACAAGGAGGCUUCGAUAGCGCCUCAUCGCACGCCUGCUAAAGCUGUCAGCAACCCGGAACAACCAGCUACAAUCCCGUUACAGCCUUCCUCACCACGCACGCCAUCCCAGCACCACCAAACUACGCCCUUCCGGCCACAACCCUCCAUUCGCACCGUCACAACCACGACAACAAUCCCUAUGCAUUUCACUCCAAUGGCCAAACCUCAGGUCUCCCAACACGCCGUCGAGGACGCAGAAAAUAUCCCACCGCAGUCGGACGACUCGGGACAAGCAGAGGCGACGUUCGACCGCGCGGCAGCUCUAGCAGCGAUCGAGUAUCGUCGCGGUCGAGCGAGGAGUUUUGCGCAAGGGCAUCUCACGCCGCGUAAGCAGAUGCUGGAGGGUGUCGUCCCCAGGAGAGAUGUUAGUGCGCCAGCGCUGGGUGGGAAGACGGGAACGGUGAACUAUGCGAAGGGGGCGGGGAGUGUGGGGAGAGCGGGAAGGAGGAUGGUGUAG
Baudoinia panamericana UAMH 10762 is the source of this 1941-nucleotide messenger RNA. RefSeq lists its product as uncharacterized. The transcript is spliced from 2 exons. Bases 1 to 1941 code for a protein of 646 amino acids. The record is from RefSeq and is a predicted model, not a curated record. Lineage: Eukaryota; Fungi; Ascomycota; Dothideomycetes; Mycosphaerellales; Teratosphaeriaceae.